Messenger RNA from Spirodela intermedia, 704 nucleotides. The record is from the annotation of a GenBank genome assembly. NCBI's taxonomy places the organism in Eukaryota, Viridiplantae, Streptophyta, Magnoliopsida, Alismatales, Araceae.
AUGGAAGCCCCGGGCGCCGCCGCCGCUCCAUCGCCGGGGGCUGCGAAGAGGAAGGUGAUGGUGGUGGCGGAACCCGGUCGGGAGUCGGCCGGAGCGCUGCAGUGGGCGUUGACCCACGCCGUUCUGGAGCAGGACGAGAUCAUCCUCCUCUACGUUGACCUUCCCAACCCGUCCCGGAGGGGACCCUUCUCGGCGUUCCUCCGGCGACCCCCUCCCGGCGCCGCCGUUGACCCCCCGGGGGGCGGCGGCGGCGGCGGCCUCGAGUUCCUCGACGAGAUGAAGGGCAUGUGCCUAAAGGCUCAGCCGAGGGUGGCGGUGCAGGUCCUCCGCGUGGAGAUGGAGGACAACGACAAGGUCUCCACCAUCGUCUCCCAGACCAAAGCCCUCGCCAUCGAUCUCCUCGUCAUCGGUCAAUCCCGCCGCCCCUCCUUCCUCGGGUGGGCACCUAAACUCUAGAGAGAGAGAGAGAGAGAGAGAGAGAGAGCAUUGAUGAGGUUUCCUUCUUCUUUUCCUUGUGUUGAGAGGGGUGAUGUUUCAGGGGGAGACUAGGAGGGGGGACGUCGAGCAAGAACAUGAGCAUGGAUAUGGUGGAGUACCUGAUCGAGAACAGCAGGUGCCUGUGCGUGGGAGUGCAGAAAAAGGGACAGAACGCCGGCUACCUCCUCAACACCAAGACUCACAAGAACUUCUGGCUCCUCGCUUAG